AAAACAUAUUGACGUAAAGGACAUUGUAUUUAAAAAAAAACAUGCGCUGAUUACUUUGAAACAAAAUAUCUUAAUAACAGUUGUUUGAAGCCACUUUUUAAAGCGAAUACUUAAGGAUUUGAUUUUCUUGCAACAAAAUCUGAUGAAACAAUGCACGAAAAAGUCAUGAUUCUUCAAAAGAAAAAAAUAGAUUGUGGCCAACAUGGGAAAGACGACUAUCCGAACUGGACUCGGAAUACAAUGGGCAUGGGCAAACAAGGAUACGAAUCUAAAAUGAAUGAACACAACCAGAUGCAAAAAGUGUAUGCUGGUAUGGAAGACCAUCAUAUGGCAAAUACUCCUGGAUUGUAUACAUCAGGUAGAUCAACUUCUAGUAGCUCGAGUCCAGGAGUCCCUGGGUCGAGUCCUGCAUUGCUGGUCGUGCCACAACCAAUAAAUGCUACCAAAAUGGGUGGUAUGCAGAACGGCGGCGUCCAGCCAAGGAAAUACCAAUGCAAGAUGUGUCCUCAGGUACGUGUAAGUGAUAAUUUUUUAUUAAUUGGGGCAUUGAUCAUUUGA
This is a messenger RNA of Dendroctonus ponderosae (mountain pine beetle), 558 nucleotides long. RefSeq names its product zinc finger protein rotund-like. The coding region runs from base 151 to 558 and encodes 135 amino acids. The transcript is spliced from 3 exons. The record is from RefSeq and is a predicted model, not a curated record. Lineage: Eukaryota; Metazoa; Arthropoda; Insecta; Coleoptera; Curculionidae.